Molecule: messenger RNA, 3234 nt
Organism: Cercopithifilaria johnstoni
Lineage: Eukaryota; Metazoa; Nematoda; Chromadorea; Rhabditida; Onchocercidae
Source: the annotation of a GenBank genome assembly
AUGUCGACAGAGGAAAGCGAUGCCAGUUUGGUGGGACUCGAUUGGGAAGCAUGGCAACGUGUAACGCAAACACGUGGUCUGAUGGCUGCCUCCGGUACAAAUUACGAUGCUGCUGCUAUGCCGUCGCAGAAAGCAAUUUGUUACGGUUUUUAUCCUAGCAUUGAACUCGAAUCCAUGCUGCUAAUCAAUUGCAAGAAGUGUGGCUUAAUUUUGAAGGAUGUUGGCUAUGGGCAUCAUAUGCGUUCCCAGCAUGGUUAUCAUAUGAAUUCAAACUCUGGCGACGAAUGCCAGUCCUUUUUGCUUUCUCCUCCUCAUCGUGUCGUUUCCCCACGUCUGGAAAUACCUAUUCUUUCACCGCCGUAUCGGCGAUUAUCAACACCGAUCGCAUCACCUAAGGAGAGCUCAGGUCGAAAUGGAAGUAUUAUAUCUCAGGCUACCUCAACAAGGUACUCCGUGGAACAGAAAGACGAUCUCAAACUUUCAUUGCGAGUAUCGGGACAUAAAGUUUCAAGUGAAGCAAAUGGACAAAAUAAUUCAAGUUUGCCUAACGGUACCAAAGACGAAGUACGGAUUAGUGCUAAAGUUAAUCGGCGAUUAAAUGGCAAGAUGAAAGACAAAAAGGGGAAGAAAAGAAGACGAGAUUCAUCUGAUGAAGACAAUUUCUCUUUAGAACAUUUCCGGCAGAAAAAGCGGUUGUCUAAAAAAGAGCAAAGUGCUGGUGAAGCGACUAAAUUAGUAUCGAGUAAUGUUCUUAUUAGACAUGAUAAUACGGGUGAUAGUCAUAUUUGUAAUGGUGUUGCAACAACUCAAAGCUCAAAGGCUUCCACUGAGAUUAAUAUAGUUCCAGCGGAAGCAUUAACACAACCGGCUUCUGCUUCUACUUUGCUGUCAAUGGAUAAAGAAGCGCAGCCGACAACUGCACUGAAAUCGAUCGACAAUUUAGAAAGGUUGCAAAAAGAAAACGACGAAACUUUUGAUGCGAAAGAGCAAGCGGAAGUGAUGGCAAAUUGUUCCGGACAGUGGAAUGAAGCAGAUUUAGAUAUAGAUUUGUCUCAGGAUGUGACGGCGUGCCCAACUCUCAAAUCAGAAAAAGGCGAAACACAACAGAAUUGGACGCCGAAUGCGAUAUUGUCAUUGGAAGAUCCGGGUAAUGAGAGUCAUCUAUGUGAAUCCGAUCCACAUCGAUUUUAUGUACCAUCACCACCCCAACUGUCUCCAGUAGCAGAGAAAGAGUGCUAUAUAGUAGAUCCCGUGACAGCACCUAUUGCAUCUUCACAAAAAGAUAUUUAUCAUGAUCAUCAUGUAGAGGAAAAUCUAUUGUUGCAACCUCAUGGAAGACUCAUUCCUAACGGGUAUCGAGAAGUGGUUGAUUUGUCACAGCCAUCAUCCCUACAUCCAAACGAAGAUCUGGAUUUAAGUGAUUACGAUGGUGUUCGUCAUCGCUGUGUGGUUUUAGAGCAAAAUGAGGAGGAUGCAAAUGCAAGUCGUGGCAGUAUUGGAACCCGCUAUCCGAUUGAAGAAAGGAUUGUCGCAACCGGACCCAGUUUGUAUGGUUAUCCACAAGGAGAAGUUUCGGAAGAUGUAAGGAGUCGACAUUUAUCACGUAAUGAAGAAGGUUAUAUGGGAAGUGAAUUCGGUCACAGAACGCAUCCUAUAAUGGAGCAUGAAAUAUGUUUGCCUCAACAACAGCAUCGUUGCCCACAACUUGUUUCGGUUGCUUUCGUACCACAGAAAAGAAGCAGUCGAACAUAUUCAUCAUCACCAACGGAAGGAUUCUGUGCUGACGGUGUGUCAUAUCGGGAUGUUUACAUCGAUCCGGAACAGAAAAUCUAUUAUCCAAAUGCGAGGUUAUUGACGGUACCAAUCAAUGGAAAAACGACUGUAGAUUAUCCACCACAAACAACAUCUUCACCUCCCGAUAUUUUUUUGGCGGAGCAAAAUCAUGGGGCGCAUGAUUUGCCGGAUGAUGUAGAACGAUUACCCCAGUUGCCAAGUUUUCACAAUAAUAUGGCAGGGGAGAUGCACAGAGAAAUGCGUGAUCCGGUACAGCUAACGGUUCCUAACCAAGAGUUACACCAGCAUUUCGAUCAGAUCAAUUAUAAUUUACGGUCUGAACGUAGCCGGGUAUCCUUAGGAAGAAAUUCGGCGAUAAAAAUUACGAAGGAAGCAAUGCCUGAACAUCCUUAUGGUUACAGCCCAGGGACACCGGCCAACCUUCAUGGAACUCGGAGUUCGAAUUAUGUACCUCACAUGACACGGAAGAAAGGAUUCGCGCCGCGGGUUCUUCGUACAUUUCGUUCUCAUGCGGAUACGACUCAGCAGGCUGCUGCGUCACAAGUAACACCGCAUGAAGUAUGCGUACCAAUUCAUGGUAGGACUAUAAUACGCCCUGAAUAUCGUUAUGUGUACAUACCGUCGAAAUCGUCGCAUUCUGCUGAUCUCGAUCAUAUAUAUAAUAGGCAAAGAAAAGAUCGUGAAAGAGAGAUGAAUGAAUUCGGCUGUGCGGAAGUGCGACAUGUAGAACACCAAUCACGGAUCGAGCCAACAAUAAGGCACGUAGCCAUACAAAAGGUGCAGCCAACAGUUUUGAGCAGAGUUCGUCCUUUAACUGCAACAAAUGUAGAAGGUGCGCGAGCCGUGAAGGUAUCACCACAUCGACGAAUUGGUCAUCAUCUUUCUUCAUCUGGAGCUGAAAAAACUUUAGUUUUUCAUCCGGAAUUGAAAAAUGAAGGAAGCAAUUAUCCUGCCACUUCCAUCGCAGAUGUAGUACGUGUUAAUUCCAAGGAUCGGAUGUAUCCAGCUUAUGGCUUACAUUCGUACACUGCUGCGGGUAAUAUACAACGGGGAGCGAAUGUUGCUAGCAGAAAUAAGCAGCGUUCAAAUUGCACUUCAUAUCAGAUUCAACAAAACACCGCUUCACGGCAAACAACACGUAAGACAAAAAUAGUACCACCGGCGGAUGAUAUGGAGACUCGCUUUGGAGCUGAUUAUAUUGGUUCACAUUUACUGAAUAAUGGGAUGGUAAGAGAUUGUUCGUCGUUCGCAUUAUCAGUGGAGAAUCGUCCAAAUGUACUGCAUGGUAUCACUGUUCAAACAGCACAGCUGCGUGAUGCCUCUUUUGCUGGCAUUUCGCAGUGUUAUCGAGCAUCUCUAUUUGGGACUGUUUUACCCUCCGCAACCAUUCCCAGUAUUAUCCCAGUAUCAUCUUUUGCUUCGAAAUCGCAUACUUUUUGA